Apaloderma vittatum (bar-tailed trogon) is the source of this 322-nucleotide messenger RNA. It is a transcript of the gene NPS, whose product is annotated as neuropeptide S. NCBI's taxonomy places the organism in Eukaryota, Metazoa, Chordata, Aves, Trogoniformes, Trogonidae. Gene Ontology annotation, biological process: neuropeptide signaling pathway; positive regulation of synaptic transmission, GABAergic; positive regulation of synaptic transmission, glutamatergic. Gene Ontology annotation, cellular component: extracellular region. The record is from RefSeq and is a predicted model, not a curated record.
ACAGGCUUUGCAAGGUCUCAACGUGAUAUACUGGAAGUGUCUGUGCAGGUUAAACUUGGUUUUCAUUCUUUGGAUCUCCAUGAUAUUCGUGUGCUCAGCUUACCCUGUUGUCCCCUCCAUGAGCAGCAAUCCUUUUUAUUUGAAUUGCCAGCUGUAUGGAAAAUCUGAUUACUGCCUUUUUUACUGCUUAGCCAAGGUGGGCAGGAGUGAAGAACUGGCUUUUUUAAAGCCUUACCUGGAGUUGCCUUUCAUCAAAAGGUCCUUUCGCAACGGUGUUGGAUCAGGAAUUAAAAAAACUUCAUUUCGAAGAGCAAAGUCAUAA